AUGGAGCCAGGAGAGAGGCGCCCUCAGCAGAUAAGGCAAGUGCUGCUUUUCUUUGUUUUCCUGGGAGGGUCUUUGGUGUGUUCAGAGCCCUGGCGCUAUUCUGUGGCAGAGGAAAUGGAGAUCGGCUCCGUUAUAGCCAAUGUGGUGAAAAACAUAGGUUUGGGUGUGGAAGACUUGGUUGCACGGGGGGCGAGAGUCAUCUUUGACGACUAUAAACCAUAUUUACUGUUGGAUCAGCAGACUGGCAACUUGCUCUUAAAUGAGCAACUCGACCGGGAGGCACUUUGCCAUCUCACAGAGCCAUGUAUAUUGUAUUUCCAGGUAUUAUUUGAAAAUCCUUUACAAUUUUUUCGGGCUGAACUUUGGGUUAAAGACAUAAAUGAUCAUACUCCUGCCUUCCUAGACAAACACAUACUUCUGAAAAUCUCAGAAAGUACUGCUCCAGGAACCUCAUUCCAAAUGGACAGUGCUCAGGACUUGGAUGUAGGAAAGAAUGGUGUCCAAAACUAUACAUUAAGUCCCAAUCCUUAUUUCCACCUUAAAUUACAAGCCAGUGAUGAUGGCGGAAAAUACCCAGAGCUGUUACUGGACCAAUUUUUGGAUCGAGAAAAGGAGCCCGAGUUUAGAUUAACGCUAACAGCCUUGGAUGGCGGGUCUCCGCCCAGGUCUGGAACUAUACUGGUUCGUGUUUUGGUUUUAGAUAUCAAUGACAAUGCUCCAGAGUUUGAGAGUCCUGUCUAUGAGGUUCAGGUACCAGAAAACAGUCCUGUGGACUCCUUGGUCGUCAGGGUGUCUGCUACAGAUUUGGAUGCAGGAAUAUAUGGAGAACUAUCUUACUCAUUUUCCCACGUCUCCACAGACAUACGGAAAACAUUUGAAAUCCAUCCAAUUUCUGGUGAAAUCCAUUUAAAAGCGCUUCUGGAUUUCGAGUUAAUUCAGUCAUAUACAAUAAAUAUUCAGGCCGUUGAUGGAGGUGGCCUUUCUGGUAAAUCAGCAAUUUUAGUUCAGGUUGUGGAUGUGAAUGACAACGCACCAGAAAUAGUCAUGACAUCUCUUACCAGCCCCAUACCUGAAAAUUCGUCACCUGAAAUGGUGGUCGCUAUUUUUAGCGUACGAGACCAAGAUGCUGGGGACAACGGGAAGAUGGUGUGCUCCAUUCAGGAUGACCUCCCCUUUCUCUUGAAGCCUACCUUCAAGAAUUUCUACACCCUGGUAACAGAGAUACCACUGGACAGAGAGAGCCAGGCCGAGUACAACAUCACCAUCACCGUCACCGACCUGGGGACCCCCAGGCUGAAAACCCAGCACAACAUAACGGUGACGGUCUCCGACGUCAACGACAACGCCCCGGCCUUCAGCCAAGCCGCCUACACCCUGCGGGUGCGCGAGAACAACAGCCCCGCCCUGCACAUCGGCAGCGUGAGCGCCACGGACAGAGACUCGGGCGCCAACGCGCAGGUCACCUACUCGCUGCUGCCGCCCCAGGACCCGCAGCUGCCGCUGGCCUCGCUGGUGUCCAUCAACGCGGACAACGGGCAGCUGUUCGCGCUCAGGUCCCUGGAUUUCGAGGCGCUGCGGGCGUUCGAGUUCCGCGUGGGCGCGGCCGACCGCGGCUCGCCGGCGCUCAGCAGCCAGGCGCUGGUGCGCGUGCUGGUGGUGGACGACAACGACAACUCGCCCUUCGUGCUGUACCCGCUGCAGAACGGCUCCGCGCCCUGCACCGAGCUGGUGCCCAGGGCGGCCGAGGCGGGCUACCUGGUGACCAAGGUGGUGGCGGUGGACGGCGACUCGGGCCAGAACGCCUGGCUGUCGUACCAGCUGCUCAAGGCCACGGAGCCCGGGCUGUUCGGCGUGUGGGCGCACAGCGGCGAGGUGCGCACGGCCAGGCUGCUGAGCGAGCGCGACGCCGUCAAGCACAGGCUGGUCGUGCUGGUCAAGGACAAUGGCGAGCCGCCGCUGUCGGCCAGCGUCACGCUGCACGUGCUGCUGGUGGACGGCUUCUCGCAGCCCUACCUGCCGCUCCCGGACGCGGCGGCGGCCGAGGCCCGCGCCGACCCGCUCACCGUCUACCUGGUGGUCGCCUUGGCGUCGGUGUCGUCGCUCUUCCUGUUCUCGGUGCUGGUGUUCGUGGCGGUGCGGCUGUGCAGGAGGAGCCGGGCGGCGUCGGGGGGCGGCUGCUCGGUGCCCGAGGGCCCCUUUCCGGGCCACCUGGUGGACGUCAGCGGCGCGGGGACCCUGUCCCACAGCUACCAGUACGAGGUGUGUCUGACGGAAGGAUCUGGGACCAGAGAGUUCAAGUUCCUUAAACCGGCGAUCCCCAACCUCCCUCCCCCGGAACAUAAAACGGAGGAAAGCCACACUUUUAAGAAUGGCUUUGAGUUCAUUUAGGGAUUUGAUUAUUGUGCAGAACUUUUAUAGUGAGCGCUAUUUCUUUGUAAAAUGUAUUCAUUGUAAUGUAAAAUUCUUUGUUUUGGGUAACUUCAUUUUACUUAAGAAUUUUCACAGAAAUUUUAAUGAUUUGUUUUCUGCUCUUUUUUAUACUAACUGUGGAAAAAACUAAGGGAGCUAGGAUUUGCUUGGUCUUUCUUCCAAAACGCAACCUCAAAUAAUUUAUUCAAAUAUACAGCAUUUUCCCUUCAAGCUUAACGGCACACUAGGCUCAGCCACAUUCUUUGGGUGUUCUGAGCUCUAGAUCCUCUCACUGAAACAGUUUUUAUAUGUUCGAUAGAGGAAAAUGCAUGGUAUAAAUAAAAACCAUGCAUGGUUUCUAAGAUGUUGUCUUAUUUAGAUUUCUUUUUUAAAAAGCAUAAUCAGUCUUGCCAUUCUACUUUUCUGCCAAAUACUUCAGAGUAAUUUUUCUGCACUUAGGUAGUUUUCUUUGUAAACAUUUUGAGAAUGGUGUGUAUUGCUGGUAGAUGUUGUAUUAAAAUAAAUUCUAAUCUUGUUUGGAUUAAUAUAUAUAUCCAGCCCACACUUUUGUCUGAGAACUUCCUGAGACUUCCCAAGGGAAGCAAUCACUGCUGAGAUGUUUAUUAUACCUUUCUUUACCUCUCUCGGUCAUUUUUUAUUGGUCUUGUUAUAGACUCCUGAUUAAAGUAGGAAUAGUCACAUUCUCCAAGUCCCUAAGUUUGUAAUUAUGAUGUAGUUCAUCUAUUUUUUUUUCUUGAUUGCUCGUAACUAGGAAAUAAAUAUUAAGUAUGGGCUGAGGUAGCCAUGUUUACACUUGUGUAGGUUGGCAGCACAGAAUGGCAUGUAGAGAGGGAGGAAAGAAAGGAGAAAUGGAAGGAAAAUGGGAAGGAAUAAGGGAGUGGUAGAAGCAGAAGCCUAAGAAACAAAAGAGACUAAGAGUCACUUGGUUGUAGACCUGUCAGUUCCUGAUUCCAGGGUUCCUAAGUCCCCAUUGUCUAAUUGUCCUUGAGCCCUACAGUAAAACUCCAGUUUCCUAAUAAUAAAACUCCUUUAUUUAACCUAUCAUGGGGAGAGUGCACUUCUUGAAACCAAAAGAGUCAGAAAAGAUACAUGCAAUCUUGAGUACUCAAUUAGAC
This is a messenger RNA of Zalophus californianus (California sea lion), 3545 nucleotides long. Its product is annotated as protocadherin beta-18-like. NCBI's taxonomy places the organism in Eukaryota, Metazoa, Chordata, Mammalia, Carnivora, Otariidae. The transcript has a single exon. Gene Ontology annotation, biological process: homophilic cell-cell adhesion. The coding region runs from base 1 to 2388 and encodes 795 amino acids. The record is from RefSeq and is a predicted model, not a curated record. Gene Ontology annotation, molecular function: calcium ion binding. Gene Ontology annotation, cellular component: plasma membrane.